CCCCCCCCCCCAGUCGCCCAGGACCCACGAAAGUUUCAUUUCGUUGCCAUCUUCCAAGGGAAUCGCCGCGGUUUUUAAAAAAUAAAAAAAAACCUUUUGCCUUCACGUCUCAACAAUACAAAAGACUUGCAUUACCACCGCAUCAGAAGUUACGUGUACAAUUUGAAGACUAGGUUUAUUGUAUCCUAGUAACAUACUUUUUAUGUUUCGGGAUGGCGACAGGUUUCACUCCGCCAAACCAUGUGUUUGAAAAUUUAGACAGAGAUAUUGUAGAAUUCAUGUUUAAGAAGAUGGCUAUGGAGAUAGGUAAUUUAAAGCUUUUUUGUAGUGUCGAUUUUCAAAUAAGUGAUGGGAUAAGUCCAUCACUUUGCAACGUCACUCUGAAACCUGCCAAUGAAGUAGCAAAAGAAGGAUUCAUGUCACUGUACGAUAAUGAACAGGUUGAGCUGCAGUCGACCCAUAUCUCUUGGAGUGAUGUUGAUCUCCACAAGGGACACCGUUUGCUGAGGCAAGCUGACGAUUUCAUUUCACAACAAUUUCCUGAUGUUUACCAAAUUAAAGGAAAUAAGGGUGUCCGCUUUGUCGGGAAAGGAAAGCAGCCAGCGUCGGCUCUGGAAGAAUUCCGGAAGAUUGUGCAUUCCCAAAAGUCAUCUGAUCAAGAAUUCCAGAAGAUUGUGCAUUCCCAACAGUCAUCUCGUCAGUCCUUAAAAAGAACACUGAGUGGAGGUGAUGAUGUUUACCAUAAGUUUUUUAAGUCUAAAGAAAACAGUAAAGAUGAAGGUGAGAGUAGCAAAAGCAAAGAAUCCAAUGAAGACCAGAAAUCCAGCAAAGAAAAUGACAGUGAAGAAGACAUGUGCCCCAUCUGCUUGGGUGAUUUUACAGAAAAAUAUGCACUGCCGAAUUGCAAACAUGCUUUUUGUCGUGAAUGCAUAGAUAUGGCUUCCAAGAUCCGGCCUGUUUGUCCUAUAUGCAGCAAGCCAUAUGGGACUAUUGUUGGUGACCAACCCAAAAAUGCACACAUGACGGUCAACACCACAUCAGGCCACCUUCCAGGCUACCCACUUUGUGGCACUAUUGAAAUUACUUAUUCCAUUCCGAGUGGAAUACAAGGUCCUGAGCACCCACAGCCAGGCAUGGCUUAUCAUGGCACCAUGCGCAUCGCAUACCUGCCAGACAACACGGAAGGGAACCACGUGCUGCGACUGCUGCAAAGAGCCUUCAAACAGAGGCUCAUCUUCACUGUGGGUGUAUCGCGCACCACCGGCAUAGACAACAUUGUCACUUGGAAUGACAUCCACCACAAGACCAGCAUCCGAGGCGGACCCAUAAACUUUGGCUAUCCAGACCCGGAUUACCUGAAACGUGUUCAAGAUGAGCUGAAGGAAAAGGGCAUUGUGUGACCGGCAUGCACGAGUGGUUAUCACCACCAUCCUAAGGAUGGAGUCAUGGAUUUCUGCCUGGUAAUUAGGGUUGCCGUGAUAUAACAACAUACGAUAUUUAACAUGCAUGAUGAUCGGAUCAUCCGUUUUUAUUUUAUUUUGUUUUAUGAUUUAUCGGGCCUCAUCAAAAUAAAAUGUUUUGGCAACAUUUCUUAAAUUUCAAAAGCAUAGUAAUUAAAGUAAAACAAUUGCCAGUUAAAUUAGUGCUUUGCAAAAUUUUUGUGGCGUUAUUGAUGACUUGAUGGCUAUAUUACGUCAUCAUCUUUACAGCUCAUUUAAAUCAUGUUUGUGUAACUCGCAGCAUGCAUGUUAUAUAAGCUCACAUAUGUAAACUUUCAGUGAUUAAAAUACUUAUGAAAGGCUUGUUUGAUUAACUAUAAUUUAAAAUUGUAUGCAAUAUUUGUACUGCAAAUGCAGCAAAGCACAAACAAUAGUAAAAUUGUGAAAUGGAUGUAGAGAGUUAUAUGAGACAUUGCCAUAAUUGUCAUUGGAUAAUUGUCAUGUUGAAUUGUGAAAAAAAAUAUUGCGGCAACCCUAGUGGAAAUACAUGUGGGUGUUUCAGAAGCCAUACACUGUUUUGAAUUAACAAUAUGUUCCUUAUAGUUGGCACAUCAAAAUAAAAAUUAUAAAAAGUGGAAUUAUUUCUAGAAGUCCCACAAACUUAAUAUAACCGAUACAUGUUACUGUUAGCCCGGAACACGUUUUGUAAGAACUUUUCAGAUGGCCUCCACAAGUUUACUGAUCAGAUGACAACACUGAAUGCCAUACAAAUCCAUAGCUUUUAUAUUAUUUAUUUUUCAUGAGACAAGUUACCAAAUAAAACGAGUAUUUUUGGAAAAUUCAUAAUCUUGCAUUAUACUGUAAAAUGUACUGCAACAUAUGAUUUUGCAGUGAUUAUUUGUGUUGCGAACUACGUAUUUAUUUUAGUUCUUUUUGUAUUCAGGGAUUAUAUUGCGGUCCUCGUGUCCACCAUGGUACAGGUUUCUAAAUUACCAAUCUCCAUUGAAAGACAAAUGAAGCCCUUGCACAUUCCAUGUACCUGGUCAUUGGUUACACUAAACCCUGCUCGAUGGUGGAGUGGUGAGAGGAAUAGAUUUUUAGAAGCGCUGCUCUGGAUCAUUCAGGAAAAAAAGUUACAUUCCAGUUACAGGAUAAAGGCUGGAAGGUUAAAAUACCAAAAAUAAUUGAAUGUGUCCCAUCCAUAAUGGAGAUAUUUCUUUUAUAUAUAUUAGUUACAAAUCGUUCAAUGUAUGUUUAACAAAUACUUGCUUCCCAUUUUAAAAGUGAUUGUUUUAUAAGUACACAUUAAUUUUGGAUAACAUUUUAAUAUAAUGCUUAGACUACUAUUCUCCGGAUUAUAAGAUGCACAUUUUCAUCCAUUUUUGAGCAAAAGUGUGCAGUUCAUCUUAUCAUCUGGUAGGUGUGUAUGACCAAAUUUGUGUAACUUUUUUCACACUGGCCAGUCAACUUUAAUGUCGCUAGCCAUGCCACCAUAGCAUGUGACCAGAUUUGUAUAACUUUAUUGGCAGUCUCUACAGUAAACAACUUUAUUGCCACCACACAGUCACUUCCACGUUAUGGAU
Lethenteron reissneri (Far Eastern brook lamprey) is the source of this 3022-nucleotide messenger RNA. Its product is annotated as E3 ubiquitin-protein ligase DTX3L-like. The record is from RefSeq and is a predicted model, not a curated record. Gene Ontology annotation, biological process: Notch signaling pathway; protein ubiquitination. Lineage: Eukaryota; Metazoa; Chordata; Hyperoartia; Petromyzontiformes; Petromyzontidae.